Molecule: messenger RNA, 2981 nt
Organism: Trichoplusia ni (cabbage looper)
Lineage: Eukaryota; Metazoa; Arthropoda; Insecta; Lepidoptera; Noctuidae
Exons: 6
Coding region: 308-2041 (577 amino acids)
Biological process (GO): proteolysis
Molecular function (GO): metalloendopeptidase activity; zinc ion binding
Source: RefSeq, a predicted model, not a curated record
CUAAUUUGGGAGGGCAGCAUUUGUAGAUUUCAGUUUUAUAACGUAGGAACCUUGAUACUUGUCAAGUUUCACUGAAAAGUAGAAUCUUCUGUUAAAUCUUUGUUAGAAAUCAGCUUGCUGUACUGGAAAAGAAAUAAACCCACUGUAAUGUUCUGCUUGAUAGCAAACAUGAAAAAAACAAAGUAAGUAAUUCUAUGUUGCAAUGCCAUAAAACGCCGGAAACUACUCAAAUGAUUUUUGUGAUCAGUUGUUUUAUUGUAAAUUGUUAUGGGAUUGAAAUCAACAUUUUAUUAUAGUACUCAAAACCAUGGUUUUGUGCGGUCCAGUUUAUUGCGUCAACAUAUUAUUCUUCUUAACAGUUUUGAUGUGUCCAAAGCCAUCACGUCUGGGUGCUCCGAUCGGCAAACAGCAAGAAUACUUUCACGCUGUCAGAAAAUCUUUGAACGAGGUUAAUGACCCAUCUGAUAUGAAGCUAGUUCCUGCUCACUGGUCCACUGACAUCAUCCAGAAUGAUCAGGGGGAUGAGAAGUUCCUAGGUGUCGACGACGAACCCGGUUUUGAUUUGUCUGAUGAAGAAAUUAGAAAGUUAAAAUUAUGGCCUAAAGGGGUUAUUCCCUAUUACAUCGAUGUCAUUUCUUUUAAUGACAAAGUACUCCGCGACAGAAUUCGUCUUUUCCUCAACGUGAUCAACAGUGUGACGCGAAUUAGUUUCCUGGAGAUGCCAAGUCCGCCGAAGGACGAGGUGACACGCUGGGUGUUCUUCGUUAACCGUCGAGGUCAACUGGGCUGUGGCGACCAUUCGAUCCUGAAUCUUACCAACGAAGGAGUUCAACCUGUCAUCUUGGGCUACGACUGCAUGUCUACGGGGGGCGAGCUGGCAGAAGCUGUGUUGUCGAUAGCUGGGAUCCCACCGCAGCACAACGCUCCGAAUCGUGACGAGUACAUCAAAGUGAUCGACGAUAAUAUCUUACCGGAGAAAAAGUAUUUGUUUCAAAAACUCAAUCACGAUCAGUGGUUGUUCUACAACAUCAAAUACGACUUUUCGAGUGCUGGGCAUUUCCAUUACCACAAACAUUCAGUAAAUGGACGAGCUACGAUCCUGACCCAGCCACUGUACAAUGGAAUAUCGAUGGGUGAGAACACCGGUUUUACAAUCAGCGAUAUAGUGAAACUAAGAAUGCUGUACAACUACAUUGUGAGGAAAAAAGUAAAUAUAGUGUCACAAUGUAACCGACUAUUUAUGCCAUCGUCGAUAGCAGGUUUUAAAAAAAGAAAACCGAAUUUUCUGGAUAAACUACCCAGAAACAAGCCACACCAAUACUUAGGACUUUCAAAAGAGCGUGCAGAAACCGACAACAGUCAAGGCAAAAACGCUAAUGAGGACACGGAAGAGAAUAGUCAUUACGAUGAGGAUUAUACUUAUGAAUCAGAUGAUGUAGGAAAAAAAAAUACAGUAAAUCCGGAACACGAAAAAUUGGGCAUUUCAAUUCUUUCGGACAUGCAUCCAAAAGAAAGAACUGAAAUUAUGGAAGAAAUAAUUAAAGUAGUUACAGAAAUAACGAAAGGGAUUCCAAAACUACUCCCCAUACGUCAGUAUUUUUCGAACAUAUUACAACAGUUCCCUUUCAAGGCAGACAAAUUGAAAGUAGAGCCCGGACAAAAAAAAAAUAACUACACUAUUCCAGUCGACAUUAAUUCUGAAGAAAAAAAUAAAAUGACGAAAGAAGUACUUAUAUUACUGAAGGAUUCACCAAAAUGGCUUUCCCAAUUACCAAAAACACAGCAUUAUUUGAAAAAAAUAUUAAAAUACCCUUCUAAGAAAGAGAUGUUCAUGAAACUUGAAAAACUAUCCAAAGGGGAUAUUGAUGUGGAAGCGAAAAUGAAAAUAAGGCCAAAUUUGUCUGACCUGUCAAAAACGUCUCAAGAGGUACAGAAACUACUUUUUCCACAGAUUUUUGUUUCGAUAGUUGCCGAUAUAGUUUUAACAAGAACGUUGAAAUAUAUAAAGAAAAAAUAUAGAGCCCACCAUCAUAAAUUUUAAUUUUUUGUUUAAGAAGCAAAGCAUUGAGCAUUAAGUACACAUGUUUACGACUUACUACGACUACGUUUUGUGGUUAGCAACCGCCCGGACCUUACAAAUGCGACUAUGGCGAUCCACAGGUACACAAGUCAGUGACCAAACCAUCGGAAAUCGUCUCCACGAAAAUAUUCAAUGCUCCAGAAUACGGGCAGUUCAAAUCAAACUAACCAGGGCUCAUCGAGCAGCACGUUUAAGGUUCGCUUGGGAGCAUUUGGUUUGGACUAAAGAGAAUUGGAGCACGGUACUCUUUACAGACGAAUGUAAGGUCAAGUUUUAUAGUGACGACAAACGAAUAUGCGAGUGGAGAAAACAAGGCAAACGAUUUACAGAACCUUGCAUCCAUGGAACAGAUCGUUUUGGGGGUCCAAGUGUUAUGGUCUGGGAAGGAAUUAGCUUAUCGGGCAGAGCAGAGCUUGUAAUUCUUGAGGGAGGGUCUGUAACGACCACGUUGAGCGAGUCAUCCAACCUCACGUCAUCCCAUUUUCACAAAGUGGGUGUUUGUUUUGUGUUAAUGCAAGAUACUGCUUAUCCCCAUACGCCUCGCAUUACACAAAGAGCACGUUCUGAAGCCAAUAUUUCCGUUUUGCUAUAGCCUGCAAUGAGCCCCGAUCUCAAUCCGAUUGAACAUUUAUGGAAUGAACUGAAAUCAAGCCUCGAAGAAAGUUAUAGUCAGUUGAAUAGUCAACAGGAGCUCAUAAACACGCUAAAACUCUAUUGGGAACGAAUACCAGAGCAAAAUGUUACCCAUUAGAUUGAAAGUGUACCAGAUAGGCUCAGAGAGUGCAUCCAGAGUAGAGGACGCCCCACUCGUAAAUAAGAAAGCAUUGCUCUAGAAUUAUAUGCAAAAAACAUGUUAGGUUAAGUUUACUGUGCUCAUUAUUUUAUCGCAAUUUCCCUAAAA